Molecule: messenger RNA, 1228 nt
Organism: Rhododendron vialii
Lineage: Eukaryota; Viridiplantae; Streptophyta; Magnoliopsida; Ericales; Ericaceae
Product: S-formylglutathione hydrolase
Exons: 7
Coding region: 151-1017 (288 amino acids)
Biological process (GO): formaldehyde catabolic process
Cellular component (GO): cytosol
Molecular function (GO): S-formylglutathione hydrolase activity
Source: RefSeq, a predicted model, not a curated record
UACGGGCAGCUCAGCUGGGUGGAAUUUGGAACCAUUUUCUUGCAGUCUUGCUCGUUCACUCUCCACCCCACAGGCCUAUAGGAUUUUUCUGUAAUUGCGGGAAGAAAAACCCUGAUCGGUCGACUGCUUUCUAGAGAGAGAGAGAGAGAGAUGGAGAUCAAACCAGUAGAGAUCAGCAGCUCAAAGAUGUUUGGUGGGUACAACAAGAGAUACAAGCAUUACAGCCCAACCCUUGGCUGCUCCAUGACAUUCCACAUUUACUUCCCUCCUCCUCCUCCUUCUUCUUCUCACAAAUUCGCCGUACUCUAUUGGCUCUCUGGCCUUACUUGCACGGAUGAGAAUUUCAUAGCUAAAUCUGGUGCCCAGCGUGUUGCUUCGAGUGAAGGUAUCGCUCUGAUUGCACCAGAUACAUCUCCAAGAGGUCUGAAUGUGGAAGGUGAGGCAGACAGCUGGGAUUUUGGUGUAGGUGCUGGGUUUUAUCUCAAUGCCACCCAAGAUAAGUGGAAGAACUGGCAGAUGUAUGACUAUGUUGUCAAGGAAUUGCCACAACUGCUGAGUGAAAACUUUCCACAGCUUGAUACAACACGAGCAUCUAUAUUUGGUCAUUCUAUGGGUGGACAUGGUGCUCUAACAAUCUAUUUGAAAAAUCUGGACAAGUAUAAGUCAGUGUCGGCCUUUUCACCGGUUGUGAAUCCUCUUAACUGCCCUUGGGGUCAGAAGGCUUUCACAAACUAUUUGGGUGCAAAUAAAGCUGAUUGGGAGGUUUAUGAUGCCACUUGCCUGAUGGCCCUGAUAUCAAAGUUCAAUGAUGUCCGUGCUACCAUUCUAAUCGAUCAAGGAGAGGAUGACAAAUUCUUGCAUGAUCAAUUGAUGCCCCACAAGUUUGAGGAGGCAUGCAAGAAGGCUAAGGUUCCUCUUCUGUUGCGGCUUCAGCCUGGUUAUGAUCACUCUUACUAUUUCAUUGCCACCUUCAUCGAAGACCAUAUUCUCCACCAUGCUCAAGCCCUUAAACUGUAGUUCCUUUAACCUCGUGUGUUUUCUUGAGUGUUUCAACCACUAUUUAGCGUAUCCGUGACUUUCUAUCAAAGCUUCUUCUAUCUAUUUAGGAUACAAAAACAAGAAGCAGCUUUAUAUAUUACAGUGCUGCUUGCGUUAUUAACGUAAAACUCCGAUAUGUUUGCUGCACUUGGAAGACUGAUUGAAAAUAAUUCCCCUUAGUUUUCGCGUA